Pseudovirgaria hyperparasitica is the source of this 358-nucleotide messenger RNA. RefSeq lists its product as uncharacterized. NCBI's taxonomy places the organism in Eukaryota, Fungi, Ascomycota, Dothideomycetes, Acrospermales, Acrospermaceae. The record is from RefSeq and is a predicted model, not a curated record. The coding region runs from base 63 to 275 and encodes 70 amino acids. The transcript has a single exon.
AGUAGGGAGGGAAGGAAGCAGGAUGGGAUUAGUCAACCCAUGCAGAGAGCACAAAGAAGGUUAUGCCGCGAGAUGUCAUAUUACCUAUUUUUCUAAGCUUGCUUGAAUGCUUGCUCGUGCCGAACAGACUGAGCUGCGUGCUUUCAGACAACGCGAUAGGAGCGUUUCCAACGAGAACCCCCCAAAAAAAAAACGAAGAACCGCUGCAGAGAAAAAAGAAUAAUGACACCAUCCAUGCUCCGCGGGCAGGACUCCGGUUUUGUAACCAUCCAUAAACCCCCCCCAUGUCUGCGCCUCUUCGGUCAUCCGGUCGGUUCCCAUCGACGAUGGCGACCAGCCUGAACACAAAACCUUGGAA